Messenger RNA from Dictyostelium purpureum, 474 nucleotides. RefSeq lists its product as uncharacterized. NCBI's taxonomy places the organism in Eukaryota, Evosea, Eumycetozoa, Dictyosteliales, Dictyosteliaceae. The transcript is spliced from 2 exons. Bases 1 to 474 code for a protein of 157 amino acids. The record is from RefSeq and is a predicted model, not a curated record.
AUGGAUAAUAAUAUUGAGGGAUUAAUAAAAGAAACUUUAAUGAAUAAAAAAAAUAAUAAUAUAUCAUCAGAAGAGGAAUUUAAAAGUUGUGAAAUAGAAAAGUUUUUAAAAGAAAUUCAAAACUCAUGUUUGAGCCAAUAUGACAAAGAUAAACUACUUCAAUCACUUUAUUAUAGCCAAGGAGGUAGUAUUGAAUAUUAUAGGGAUCAAUUAAAUAAUACGGUCAAACAGUAUCAAAUAGAAAAUAAAAUCCACAAAGCAAAUCAACUAUUAAAAUCAAUGAAUGAAAAGUUAGACACAAAAUCAAAUAGUUUAAAUGAAAUCGAACAGGAAAUUACAGAUAUCAAAUCAAAUUUAUUACAUUCAACAAUAAAUAAAUCAAAAUAUAAUGAGGUUCAAAAUGUUUUUGAUUCGACCGUCGAAAAAAUAAAAUCUCAAAUUGUAAACCAAAAAAUUAAAAAUACACUAAAAUAA